Messenger RNA from Oncorhynchus keta (chum salmon), 840 nucleotides. Its product is annotated as 1-phosphatidylinositol 4,5-bisphosphate phosphodiesterase delta-1-like. Gene Ontology annotation, molecular function: calcium ion binding; phosphatidylinositol-4,5-bisphosphate phospholipase C activity. Gene Ontology annotation, biological process: phosphatidylinositol-mediated signaling; lipid metabolic process. The record is from RefSeq and is a predicted model, not a curated record. Lineage: Eukaryota; Metazoa; Chordata; Actinopteri; Salmoniformes; Salmonidae. Bases 1 to 810 code for a protein of 269 amino acids. The transcript has 5 exons.
AUGGCUGUUGGGUGCUUCUCCAUUGAUGACGUAGAUUCUGUGCGUAAGGGCCGUCAGUCGGAGGGUCUUCAGAAGCACACAGAGGCCCACGUUGAGGACCGCUGUUUCUCCAUCUUCUUUAAGGGCCGCAGGAGGAACCUGGAUCUGGUGGCGACCUCGGCAGAGGAGGCUAGGCAGUGGGUCAGUGGUCUGGAGAAGAUCAUCUCUAACAUGAAGAAACUCAACAGCCAGCAGACGAGCGAGCACUGGAUCUUCAACUGUAUGAGGAAGGCAGACAAGAACAAGGACAACAAGAUGACCCUGAAGGAGCUGAAGCACUUCCUCCGCCAGAUCAACAUCGAGGUGGACGACAUGUACGCUGAAGUGCUGUUUGCAAAAUGUGACAAGUCUAACUCGGGCUCCCUGGAAGGCCCUGAGAUCAAACACUUCUAUGACCUGCUGAUAUACCGCGAGGAGAUCGAUGUGAUCUAUGGAAAGUACGCCACUACGGGGGAGAAGAUGAGUGUCAAAGACCUGCUCAACUUCCUGCUGAACGAGCAGCGUGAGGUGGCCACAAUGGAGGACGCUGUAAGACUCAUAGAGAGAUACGAGCUGGACGAUUCAGCAAAGCAGAAGAAUCACAUGACCAAAGAUGGCUUCCUGAUGUACCUGCACCAGGAGGAGGGGUCUAUCUUCAACCCCGCCCACAAGGAGGUGUUCCAGGAUAUGAGCCAGCCAAUCAACCACUACUUCAUCAGCUCCUCCCACAACACCUACCUGAUGGAAGACCAACUCAAAGGCCACAGCAGCACAGAGGCCUAUAUCAAGUAACCAUGACAACCUCUAAUUUAAACUAACCAU